Molecule: messenger RNA, 3056 nt
Organism: Callithrix jacchus (white-tufted-ear marmoset)
Lineage: Eukaryota; Metazoa; Chordata; Mammalia; Primates; Cebidae
Gene: H4C9
Product: H4 clustered histone 9
Cellular component (GO): nucleosome
Molecular function (GO): DNA binding; protein heterodimerization activity; structural constituent of chromatin
Source: RefSeq, a predicted model, not a curated record
UUUUUUUUUGGUAAGAAGCUUUCUUGAUCAGAUCAGGAAAUUCCAGAAAAGGUCCCUCCCUGCAUUUGGGGAAGAGAAACAAGACAAAGCUAGAUGAUCUUGAUUCUUAGACUUAUUUCUGAGAAUCUUCAAUUUUCAAAAGCACUCCGCAUUUUCAAGCUCGGUAUUUGGGGGGGAUAAUUCUCCACCCUAAACACUGGAAAUGAAAAUAAGUAGAAGAGAACUUAGCAGUAUAGCUGAACGAUCUUUAAAUUUUGAAUCCAUCUUGUUCUAUUGCUAAGAAUUUGGAAUAUGGAGUAUAUCUCCAUGGUAUAUUAAGGAGAAAAAUGCCACAAAAUAGCAUAGUUCCAUAGAAAUGGUGUUAAAACAUGUAUAUAUGUAGAGAUAAAAUGUUACUUUCUGCUUUAUGUAUCUUCUAUAAUGUUAACAUUUUGUUGUCGAACGAGGAUGAGGCAGGAAUCAUGUUAAAUGGAAAAAGAAAAAUAACCUAGGUCCUGAGGAUUAAAAAGGACUGAAAAGAGAACAAAAGAAGUAGAGCGCAGCAGGCCUGUUUCCCUUUUAGGUCCCCUCCCCCAACGCAGAGGGACUUCCCGCCAAAGCUUUUCCGGUUUUCAGUCUGGUCCGCAGAGGUUACCGCUAAAAGAAAGCUGCCAGCACAGGCAGAUCUUUAUUCUCUGACCACUUGAUAAUGUCAGGACGCGGCAAAGGCGGGAAGGGUCUGGGGAAAGGCGGCGCCAAGCGCCACCGCAAGGUGCUGCGCGACAACAUCCAGGGCAUCACCAAGCCCGCCAUCCGGCGCCUGGCUCGCCGCGGCAGCGUGAAGCGCAUCUCCGGCCUCAUCUACGAGGAGACCCGCGGGGUGCUCAAGGGGUUCCUGGAGAACGUGAUCUGGGACGCCGUCACCUACACGGAGCACGCCAAGCGCAAGACGGUCACCGCCAUGGACGUGGUCUAAGCGCUCAAGCGCCAGGGCCGCACCCUCUACAGCUUCGGCGGCUAAAUGACAUUUUAAAGCCCUGUCAUUCACUAAAAAGGCCCUUUUUAGGGCCCCCAAGCUUUCAACAAGAGUUGAAAUGACUGCAAAAUGAGUUUCUGAAUAGAGCCAUUGUCACUGAGUUCUCCCAUCCUGCUUUACAGGGGAUGUUGAAAACGGACAGGCGACCCUGGGCCAAUAUUUUCCAAGGCCAGAAGAGCCUCUCCUGGCCAGUAACUUCUGGCGGCCGCUUGGAAGUUGCCUGCAGCCCGUUUACUGCUCGGAUUCAUUUAGAAAGUCAAGGAGUUUGGAGUCUAAAUUAAGGCCAGGCUACACACUUAACAUUCCUCUGGACCUUAAAAUGUCUCGGGAAGAGAUGAGAGUUUUGAGGGGCUCCACUAAAGGCUGGAGCCUCUAGAAAAACUUCGUGGUGGCUGGUUUAAGAGGACUUGGGUGGCACAGAGCUCUGCGCACUGGGGACAGAUCACACCUUAUUUACUACUGUAGAACACAGCAGUUUCACUCUCAGUAAUAGUUCCCUCCUUUUAUAUGCUUGUCUUCUGGUACUAUUUUUAAGUACUGGAAAUUUAUCAGGCACACACAACGUGCCAGUGACCACGCUACUUAUUCAACAAGUACAGUUAAAGUCCCUCCUUAUGUCCCUUCUCAGCAGGACAGCCUUCCUCUUCCACCAUUCUAGAAUUAAUAUUCGGAAUUUGGCAUUUUGUUCCCAUACAUUUUAUUUUUAACUUUAGAUGUGCAUACACCUAAUCUAUUUUAAAUGUCUCCAUGAAUUUUUUUUACAUUUGCUUUUGAAAUAUCCAUGUUGAAAUGUGCAGUUUUAGUUUAUUUUCACCAUUAAUCUAGUUUUCCAAUGUGUCAGUAAAUACUUUAUUCAUUUGGUUUUUUUUUUUUUUUUCUUUUCCUGAUUACAAAACAGUACAACAGCACUGUACACAGCUGUGCAUUUUCUGGAAUUCCAAUUUCAUGAAGUGGGAUUGUUUGGUAAGAGUAUGUGCAUAUUCAACAUCAACAAAAUUAAACAAUUUGCUUUCCAGGGUAGUAUUUUAAAUUUACACUCUCAUAUUCCACCAAUGGGGCUUGAGAGUUCUUGUUCAUCAGCAUUUGCUAAUGUCAGGUUUUUUGUUUUGUUUUUUUUUUAAAUGAGAUUGUUGGCUAUUUGGAGAUUUUCCCACUUUUCUGGGAACGGUCUAUUCAGAUUCUCUCCACUAAGUACUGUUUAUAUAUUUGAAGUUUAACCUUUUGUCAGUAAGUGACAAAUUUGUUUUGUCACCUUGUGGGUUCAUUUUCAAGUGUUUGCAAUACCUUUUGAUGUACAACAUUUUAAUAAUGUUGAGUUUAUAUUUUUUAUAGUUUUUGAGUGCUGCCUUUUCAUAUAGGAAUUAUCUGCCUUCCACUCUCCCCAGGAGCUGCAGGCAUCAAUCUGAAAAAAAAUAUUUAGUGUGGUGUUCGCGCCAAGGGCUCCAGACAGCUAGUUGACUCGCCCCAGUUUGGCUGCUGGACCUGUCUGCAUUUCCCCACCUCGAGGGCUGUCGAGUGAGACAAAGGGCCGCGAGCUGAGUCACUAAAAGCAACAACAGAAUGCAAAGCAAAGGCCUGCAGUUUAUGAGGACAUUGUGCUGUCCACUUCCAUGUCCACUUCAGUCUCUGUGUAAGCAAUAAACUUGCUGCAAUUGAGAUGCCUGAGAGGAGCAGAGACCUCCGCCCAUAUUUUCCCUGGAGCCAAGCCUUUGUUUUAGCUCCUGGUGAAAAACAGGUUUAACCAGCCACCUUAAGGGCGCCAUUGUAUCUUUGAAAUGUAAAAUCUUUGAAAUGUAAACUACUAUCACAAGCCCCUGAUAACUAUUUUUUAUGGAGUUUCUAUUUCCUUUCUGUCUACCCCUUCUUUUUUCUUUCUACUGGGAUAAAGUAAAUGUAAACAAGAACAAAGGUAUAAAAGCUGUAACCCACAAGAAUAAAUUUGCUGCGUUUUGACCAUAAUCUUCACACAGCCCUCCAGACUAUGCUUUUCUAUAUUCUUUCUCUUCCGCGCACUCUCUGUCUCAGGUUGAACGAGACAUCU